UUAGCAUUUACUAUUAUAAUUCUGGAUAUUCUUGUUAUAAGUGUCCAAUCUCUUUUUGAAUCUUGCUAAUUUCUUGGCUUCAAGGGCAUCCUGUGACAAUGAGUUCUGCAGUCUAAUUUACGGCUUGUGUGAAAAAGUAUUUCCUUUUAUCAGCUUUGAAUUUGCUGCCUUUCAAUUUCAUUGAUUGUUCCCUUGUUCUUGUUUUAUGAGAUGGGGCAACAGACAUUCUGAAUCCAAUUUCUCUAUACCACUUGUUAUUUUGUAUAUUUUUCAUUCCUCUCUCCCUUUCUGCUGAUGCUUGCAAACAGCUCAUCUUUGGGAUUAUGACAUCCUUUCAAGUGAGAUUAUGAUGUAGAGAGUUAAAAAUAAGUAGCACAGAUGGUUGAGAUUCAGCAGAGCCCUGAUGCCAUUGCAGUGAAUGUUCAUUUCUCAAGAGCAGAUACCACAAUUCUUGAGAAUGACAGUUUGCAGAUUUCACAGGAAACACAAGAGACUAAAGAACUAGAGGAGGAUGCUCUACCUGUACACGUCACAGAUCGGAUAUUUUUUAUUGAUUUAGCCAAUAAGCAACAGACAACUAUCCCUUUACAAAUCUUUGAACUGGAAGAUCUGGAAGAAUUGCACUUGGAAAAAAACUUAAUUGAAAACAUCCCAGGUGAUAUCCAUCGUCUUAAGAAGGUGAAAGUUCUCUAUCUGAAUAAGAACUACAUACACAACGUAUGUGAAGAACUUGGGGAGCUGAAAUAUCUUCAGAGCUUAGAUUUAAGUAGCAAUCCACUCUCUUACAGUUCGCUGCAUAUAAUCAGCAAACUGCAGGCUCUCCGUCAGCUCAGGCUCUAUGAUGUAAACUUGGAUGAGUUCCCAGUGGAGAUCUGUAAAUGCCUCCAUCAUGUUGAGCUGCUUGGACUCUCUGGCAAUAAUCUAAGGUAUCUGCCUAAAGAAGUAGUGAAUCUGAGACAACUUAAAGAGAUCUACCUGCAAAAAAACAGAUUUGAAAGCUUUCCCCUGGAGCUUUGUCACCUUCUUAACCUGGAAAUACUAGAUCUGGAACAAAAUCGAGUGAGUUUUGUCCCAGAAGAGAUUGUAUCUUUAACAAACUUAGUGAAACUAUUUUUAGCUUUCAAUAACCUGUUAUCAGUCCCUGAUACAUUGCAUCACUGCCGGAGACUGACUGUGCUUGAUUUGUCUAAUAACCUCCUGCGUAGGCUCCCUCCUAGCUUCAAGCAGCUCACAGAAAUGAACGAGCUUGGUCUGUCUGGUAACAACUUGGAAAAGUUUCCACGUCAGAUUUGCCACUGGAUGUCCCUUUGCCUCAUUUAUUUGAAAAACACUGGCUUGCAAAUGCUACCAUCUUCCUUUACCAGAUUAACCUGUAUCAAGAUAUUAGAUCUCAGUGAAAAUUUCUUUGAUGAAUUCCCUAAAGAGAUUUGUGCUAUGGAAAAUCUGGAAAUAUUGUCACUGGAUGACAAUCAAAUACGUGAGAUACCUCCAGAGGUGACGGGACUCUCUAACUUAAAAUGCCUUGGUCUGACUGGAAACAGAUUCAGUGUCUUUCCAGAGGAAGUUUUUCUCCUUCAGUCAUUAGAGAAAUUAUAUCUGGGACAAGAUAAAGGGAUCAAAUUCAUGACUCUUCCAAGAGACAUCAGCAAACUGCAGAAUCUGAAAGAGCUGUACCUAGAGAACAAUUGUCUGGAGUACCUGCCACCUUCCAUCGGCUUGCUGAGCAACCUAGAAAUAGUUGACUGUCACAACAACCUCCUUAAAGAACUCCCAGACUCCAUAUGUCAAGUACAAGGUUUGCAAAGGUUGCUUGUUCAGAACAAUCAGUUGUUCCAACUCCCAGAAAACUUGGACAAUCUUCAGAAGUUGCAGCUUGUCCUGCUGGAUGGGAACCCUAUGACAGACCCCCCAGUUGAGGUGUGCAGCCAGGGGAACUUGGCUAUCUGGGAGUAUUUACGGGAAAAGAGGCAUCAAAAGGCCAAGGCUACAAAGAUCCAGGCUUGGUGGCGUGGGCAGAUGGUGCAGAAGGGGCUUGGAAUUUUUGCUGAGCUUCAAAAACUGUUAAAGAAAGGAAAGAAAGAUAAGAAAGGAAAAGAAAAGGGGAAAGAAAAGCCUGGCAAAGGUGCAAAGGGCAAAAAGUAGUAAUUCCAUAUGAUUUUUACAUCAAACUGUUUAUAGCUCUUGCACAUUGGGAGGGCAGAUAUAGGGAGAGGCAAGAAAGUAAGGGACAGUUAAUAGUAAAAUGUCCAGAAUACUGAACAUUAGAAUUAAAAAAAUAACAUAGGUGCUUUAUGGCCAGUUUUGUGCAUGUGUCAAAAUGACUCCAGUUAAAUGAGGUUAGACGGUAAAAUAAUGUAUAUGAUUGCAAAGCACAAGGGUAAUUGAUUAACUGGAAGUGAAUUGUAUCUGUGGAGCUCUGUGCUGACUAAAAUCUUUAAAAUUCAUGUCUUCUGUAAUGAGAA
Caretta caretta (loggerhead turtle) is the source of this 2462-nucleotide messenger RNA. RefSeq names its product leucine rich repeats and IQ motif containing 4 (gene LRRIQ4). NCBI's taxonomy places the organism in Eukaryota, Metazoa, Chordata, Testudines, Cheloniidae. Gene Ontology annotation, cellular component: cytoplasm. Gene Ontology annotation, molecular function: protein binding. The record is from RefSeq and is a predicted model, not a curated record.